CUGGCCCUGUAGGUGAGGGUCAUGGGGCAGUUGCCCCUCAGGCUGCUGCUUUAUGGGGCCCUGGCCCUGACAGAGACCUGGGCAGGCUCCCAUUCCCUGAGGUAUUUCUCCACUGGCAUGUCCCGGCCCGGCCGCGGGGAGCCCCGGUACGUUGAAGUCGCCUACGUGGACGACACGCAGUUCGGGCGGUUCGACAGCGACUCUCCGGGUCCGAGGAUGGAGCCGCGGGUGCCCUGGGCAGAGCAGGAGGGGCCCGAGUACUGGAAAAAGGAGACUCAGAAGGUGCUGGAAUCUGCACAGGCUUUAAGAGCGAACCUGGCCAACUUGCGCCACUACCACAACCAGAGCGAGGAGGGGUCUCACACCCUCCAGCAGAUGUCUGGCUGCGACGUGGGGCCCGACGGGCGCCUCCUCCGCGGGUACUGGCAGUUCGCUUAUGACGGGGCGGACUAUAUCGCCCUGAAUGAGGACCUGCGCUCCUAGACCGCGGCGGACACUGCGGCUCAGAUCACCCGGCACAAGUUGGAGGCUGAUGCAGGGCAGUGCAGGGACUACCUGCAAGUCACUUGCGUGGACUGGCUGCGCAGAUACCUGGAGCACGGGAGGGAGACGCUGCAGCGUCCAGGCCCUCCAAACACACCACCAUGUGAUGUGUGUGUGACCCACCACCCCAUCUCUGACCAUGAGGUCACUCUGAAGUGCUGGGCCCUGGGCUUCUACCCUGCGGAGAUCACCCUGACCUGGCAGCGAGAUGGGGAGAACCUGACCCGGGACACGGAGCUGGUGGACACCAGGCCUGGGGGGGAUGGAACCUUCCAGAAGUGGGCGGCUGUGUUGGUGACUUCUGGAGAGGAGCAGAGAUACACGUGCCAUGUGCAGCAUGAGGGGCUGCCGGAGCCCCAAGUCGUGAGAUGGGAGCUCCCUCCUCAGUCCUCCAUCCCCACCGUGGGUCUCAUUGCUGGCCUGGUUCUCCUUGGAGCUGUGAUCACUGGGGCUGCAGUGGCUGCAGCUGUGAUGUGGAGGAGGAAGCGCUCAGAGGGACAAGGAGGAAGCUACACUCAGGCUUCAGGCAGCGACGCUGCCCAGGGCCCUGAUGUGUCUCUCAGCCCCUAAAGUGUGAGACAGCUGCCUUUGGGGGCUGAAGAGAUGCAGGAUUUCUCAUCUUCACUUUGUGACAUCGGGAACCUCUGGUUUCUCUUGCUACAAAGGCGUCUGAAUGUGUCUAUAUUCCUAUUUGCCUAAUGUGAAGAGGUGGGAGACUGGCCCAGCCCUGCCCACCAGGAGUCCUCCACCCCUAACCUGUGCUCUCUCCUGAUGACCAUCCUGCUCUAGCAAUGGCAUGGCAGGGCUGAUGCCGUCCCUGCCUGUACUUUGUGUUUUCCUGAAGAAUAUGUCUAUUUUUGUAUUGAAGUACUAAUACAAAAGACACUUCUCCAAAGAGGAAAUGCAGAUGGCCAA
Condylura cristata (star-nosed mole) is the source of this 1458-nucleotide messenger RNA. RefSeq names its product HLA class I histocompatibility antigen, A-36 alpha chain-like. The record is from RefSeq and is a predicted model, not a curated record. Gene Ontology annotation, biological process: antigen processing and presentation of endogenous peptide antigen via MHC class Ib; positive regulation of T cell mediated cytotoxicity; immune response. NCBI's taxonomy places the organism in Eukaryota, Metazoa, Chordata, Mammalia, Eulipotyphla, Talpidae. Gene Ontology annotation, cellular component: external side of plasma membrane. Gene Ontology annotation, molecular function: signaling receptor binding; peptide antigen binding.